Molecule: messenger RNA, 5092 nt
Organism: Onychostoma macrolepis
Lineage: Eukaryota; Metazoa; Chordata; Actinopteri; Cypriniformes; Cyprinidae
Product: NLR family CARD domain-containing protein 3-like
Exons: 10
Coding region: 433-3609 (1058 amino acids)
Molecular function (GO): protein binding
Source: RefSeq, a predicted model, not a curated record
UUGUGAAACUCGUGUAUUAAAUAAAUAUUAGUUUAAGUCUUUGGUUGUUUUAAUUGUGAUGAUUUUGGCUCACAUUUAACAACAUUUAACAAAGCGGCUUACAAUAAUUACAUGAGAGUUUUCUGCGCCACUACAGGGAGCACUGUUUUUUAAGAGGUGGGUGGAGUUAAAAAUGAAAGUGAUAGAAAAGAAAAAACAAGCUGCUGCGUCAUUCGGAAGCUUCAUGUUGUAAACACCGUAUUUGCUGCAUAUUUGUGGUAUUUCCUGAAUUUGUAUGAUCAAACAUCUUCACUGAAAAUCAAAAGACAAAAAACGAUCAAAUGACUGGCAGCACAGGGUGCCAAACAAACCGUAUUUGCUGCAUAUUUUGUGGUCUGCAUCAAUCUCUCAACACACUUUGAUUAAGGAGAGUAGGAGGACACUUGCUCUAAAAUGAGUUCUUCAUCUGCUGGAUCAAAUGGUGAUCAAUCCAUGAGGAAUCAUCCCUCUGUGUUCAAUGAUGAAAAUGUGACCUUUGACCUCAGUAUCAGCAAGAGCAAGACACCAAGACCAGAGUCUCCAGAACCCAGCAAUGUGUCUGUGAAGAGCAGCAAAUCCAUGGAAACAGCUUUUAGAUUCAGUGAUGGAAAAGAGAUCUCCGAUCCUCUUAUCAGCAAGAGCAAGACACCAAGAUCAGAGUCUCCAGAACCCAGCGGUGUGUCUGUGAAGAGCAGCAGAUCCAUGGAAGCACCUUUUAAAUUUAUUGAAGGAAAAGAGAUCUCCGAUCCUCUCUCUGUUCUUUUCAAUUUUAGCAUGGGGAAGAUACAUGAGACGAUCAGAUCUGUGUCUUCCUCUACAUUCCACUAUCAGACCCAUAUCAGGCAGGACAAAACUGAAGUAGUCCUGCCGAAACACACACUGGAGACUAGAGACCUGCAGAGAGUCAAAGACCAGCACAAAACCAGUAUGAAGUACAAGUAUGAGAGAUUAUUUGAGGGAAUGACACUCCAAAAGAAUGAAACCCUCCUGAACAGGAUCUACACACAGCUCUACAUCAUAGAGGGAGAGAGUGAAGGAGUGAAUGAAGAACAUGAGGUUUUACAGAUGGAGAAAACAGCCAGAACAAAACACUCACAAGAGACUCUGAUCUACUGCAAUCACAUAUUUAAAGCUUCACCUGAACCAGGAUGUGAGGAGAAAGACCAAAUCAAGACUGUUCUUACUAAAGGCAUCGCUGGAAUCGGAAAAACCGUCUCUGUGCAGAAGUUCAUUCUGGACUGGGCCGAGGGAAAAGCCAAUCAGGAUGUAGAUUUCAUGUUUGUUCUUCCAUUUCGAGAGCUGAACUUGAUCCGAGAUCGUCAGUACAGUCUUCACAGACUUCUGCUGGACUUUCAUCCUGAACUUCAAGAUCUGGACUCAAAGAUUUAUGAGGCGUGUAAAGUUGUGUUCAUCUUUGAUGGUCUGGAUGAAAGCAGAAUCACACUGAUGUUUUCAGAUGAUCAGAAAGUUUGUGAUGUAACUGAGACUUCAUCAGUGGGUGUGUUGAUGUCAAACCUCAUGAAAGGAGAGCUGCUUCCCUCUGCUCUCAUCUGGAUCACCUCCAGACCAGCAGCAGCCAAUCAGAUCCCCUCCAAAUACAUCAACCGUCUGACAGAAAUUCAGGGAUUCACUGAGCCUCAGAAGGAGGAAUAUUUCAGGAAGAGAGUCAGUGACCAGCAUCAAGCCAGCAGAAUCAUCUCACACAUCAGAAGAGCAAGAAGCCUCCACAUCAUGUGCCACAUCCCCGUCUUCUGCUGGAUCUCAUCCACUGUGCUUCAGAAGCUCCUGGAAGAAGAUCUGAGUGCAGAAAUCCCUCAAACUCUGACUGAAAUGUACAUCCACUUCCUGCUGAUUCAGAUCAACAUGAGGAACCAGAAGUAUGAAGAGAGAGAUCCAGAGAAACUCCUUCAGUUCAACAGAGAAGUGAUUGUGAAACUUGCUGAAGUGGCUUUCAAACAGCUGAUGAAGGGCAAUGUGAUGUUCUAUGAGGAGGACCUGAUUGAGAGCGGCAUAGACAUUACUGUUGCUUCAGUGUAUUCUGGGAUUUGCACUGAGAUCUUUAAGGAGGAAUCUGUGAUUCAUCAGAGGAAAGUCUACAGCUUCAUUCAUCUGAGCGUUCAGGAGUUUCUCGCUGCUUUCUAUGCAUUUUACCAUUAUGUAAUGAUACAUAUUGAUACAUUGCAGUUUUGUGAUGUUAUGCACAAUCUGCAUAGAGAUGCAGUAGAUAAAGCCCUUGCGAGUGAGAAUGGACACCUGGAUCUGUUCCUGCGGUUCCUGCUGGGAAUCUCACUGGAGUCCAAUCAGAGACUCUUACAGGAUCUACUGACACACACAGAGAACAGCUCAGAGAGCAUCAGGAGAACCACACAGUACAUUAAAGAGAAGAUCAAAGAUGGACAUGGACUCUCUGCUGAAAGAUCCAUCAAUCUGUUCCUCUGUCUGCUGGAAGUGAAAGAUCAGACUCUGUCCAGAGAGAUUCAGGAGUUUGUGAAAUCAGACAAACACUCAGAGAAGAAACUCUCUCCUGCUCACUGCUCAACAAUCACCUACAUGCUUCAGAUGUCAGAGGAGGUGCUGGAUGAGCUGGACCUCAAGAAAUACAACACAUCAGACGAGGGGAGAAGACUGAUACCAGCUGUGAUCAACUGCAGAAAAGCUCUUCUUGCUGUCUGUAAUCUCACUGCUCAGGAUUGUGAAAUUGUAUCAUCAGCUUUACAAUCUUCAAACUCUGUUCUGAGAGAGCUGGAUCUGAGUAACAAUGACCUGCAGGAUUCAGGAGUGAAGAUUAUUUCUGAUGGACUGAAGAGUCCAAACUGUCAGCUGGAGAUACUGAGGUUGUCUGGCUGUAUGGUGACAGAGGAAGGCUGUGGUUAUUUGUCUUCAGCUCUGAGUUCAAACCCCUCACACCUGAGAGAGCUGGAUCUGAGCUACAAUCACCCAGAACCAUCAGGAGUCCAGCUGCUCAAACACAGACUGGAGGAUCCAAACUAUAAACUGAAGAUACUCCGUUUUGACUAUGGAGCCCCUUUGAGAAUCAUCCCAGGACUGAGAAAAUAUGCCUGUGAUCUCACACUGGAUCCAAACACAGCACACACUCGACUCAUCCUGUCUGAGGACAACAGAAAGGCAAGACAUGACAAAGAGCCACAGGGGUAUCCUGAUCCUCCAGAUCAUCCAGAGAGAUUUGAGCAGCAUGAGCAGGUUCUCUGUAGAGAGAGUCUGUCUGGACGCUGUUACUGGGAGGUUGAAUGGAGUGGAUGGGCUUAUAUAGCAGUAACAUAUAAAGCAAUCAUCAGGAAAGGAGGAAGUGAAUCUUGGUUUGGAUACAAUGACAAAUCCUGGAGUUUGUACUGCACCGAUGACAGAUAUUCUGCCUGGCAUGAUAAUAAGAAAACUGACAUACCAGCCCCUUCAUCCUCUAAUAGAGUAGGAGUGUAUGUGGACGUGUCGGCCGGCUCUCUCUCGUACUUCAGUGUCUCUGACACACACACACUCACACACUUACACACAUUCAACACCACAUUCACUGAACCCCUCUAUGCUGGAUUCAGGGUGUUUCAAUCCUCAUUGUCUCUAUGUCAGAUUAAAUAAUCUGCUGUGUGAAACAAUUGAGACAUCAUAAACAAAUGCUCUAUUUGUUCAAGCAGACAGAAUCUUAUAUUUUUCCUCUUUUCUUUCAUAACUUUUUAUUUUGAUUUCAUGGGGGUGUAACGUUUGUAAGUUGACGUUUUUAGUGUUUUUGCCUUUAGCUCAUUUACGUGCUAGUGUACGGCUAAACGUUGAGCAAAUCUGUUUUCCCAUGUUACAGUAUAUGCAUUUAAAAGUACUAAUUGGAAAUGAGAGUUUGUGUGCGUGCGUGUGCGUUUGUGUGUGUGUGUUUUAUGACUUUGUGUGUGCAAAGAGACAUCCAUAUUGUUCUCUGUAUUGAUGGUGAAUUGUACAGAUCGCUGGCUUCUUCAAUGUCAAGAUUACAGAUGAUCGUAAAUCCAGAGGUAGUGAGAGAAGAAAUGUUGAAUGAGGUUGUUUUUUUUUUUUUCUUCUGAUUCUGGGAGUGAUUCUCUUUUUGUAGGAUUUUUUUUAUCCUCUUUCCAUUUGUGUCAGGAUUGUCAGAAACUGCUACUGUUAUAAUAUGCUAUUGUUGCAUACUGUUUUAUAAUGUACUACAAUACUGAUCAGGUAUUUGCAAUAAGUAUUAUAAAUAGCAGAAAAUACUGCUGUUUUAAAAUAGUGUAAAUUGCUAAAAGAAUAUGCUAUUUUCACUUAGUUUAAAUAGCAUCUAUUGUGCAAAUAGCCACUGCCUGAUUUAAAUGAGAUCAUCUUCUGCGACGCUGAAAUGAUUUUUUUAAGAUAAUGUAUUCAAUAUCUGUGUUUUGUUGUGAAGUCAUUUUUGGCUCACUCUGUGUUCAACGUUGACAUUUCACAUUCAACAUUUUUUUUACACAAUUAUGUUUGCUAGAGUGCUUCAUAUUUAUUUUGUUUUGUUGCUUCUUUGACGUUUUAACUUUUUAUAUUUAUAUUUUCAGAUUUGUUUUUUUUCCUCGUGUUUUGAACUGAUUCUAUCAAAACUUUUCUCUCAGAUAAGCUAAAAUUGUGCUUUGUGGAAACAGUCAAAAUGAAUUACAAAAUAUUAAUGAAUAAUCAAACUUCAUAAUGUUGCAGCAGUGAAAGUAACUUUUAAGGACCAGUUUAGGUAAAAUAUAUCUUUAAUAGAACAGCUUCAGACAAACGUAGCACUGGCUUACUGUUUUUUUCUCAGUUAAUAUUUUCACCUGGUGAAUCACAUUCACUGUCUGUCAGUAAUGUGUUUAUAGUUCAAAUUUACAGAAUUUACAGACAUACGGCACAUGCUGCCUUUACACUCAAACCUUUCUUUUGUAGGAUGUCAUUUUUUUUUUUGUCAAAAACAAAGAAAAGCUGCUUGAGUGCCAAAAUUCUUCUCUUUAAUCUUCUUUUUUUGUUUUUUUUAAGCAUUUGGAGCAUUAGUUAUUCAUGCAUAUAUAUCCCAAUAUGGAUUAUAUGUUGGAAGAAAUGUAUGUUUGACACUGUUCAGAAUAAACAAAUCCAUAUCAACAGA